Molecule: messenger RNA, 680 nt
Organism: Teleopsis dalmanni
Lineage: Eukaryota; Metazoa; Arthropoda; Insecta; Diptera; Diopsidae
Exons: 4
Coding region: 123-569 (148 amino acids)
Source: RefSeq, a predicted model, not a curated record
GAAAAGAAAUUAAUAGAUUAAAACGAAAUUAAAUUAAAUUAACAGUUUUCUAUUGUAUUGAUUUUUGGAUUUUCGAAAUAUUUAAGCUGUCUGAUCUGAGUGCAAUAUAAAGUGUGCAAAAAAUGGAUAAUUUCUUCUUAAGACUUGGUUUAAUAUUCCUCUACAUGUUUUUAUCCUUAGCUCAUCGUCUUGCUAUGAUGAUUCCAAUUCUGGAAUUCUGUAUGCAUUUGUGCGAAAAACGUACCGCUGACCUCUACAAGCGCCUGCACCAACUGGGUGAACAGCGUGACAGUUUCUACCUGCAUGACGAUGACAUGGAUUUUGUAGAGAUCGCCGCGAAAAUGAGGAUUACGGCACAAUAUAUUGAAACUAAGGGGAAAAUAGUUGAAUUGGAGGAAAAAUAUAAAAAAAUCGCUAUGGCUGUUAAAAUAUUUAUUUCGAUCCUGAUUUACUCUUUUGGGUCGAUUUUAAUGAUCUAUGUUUGCAGUCAGAACAAUGAGAAGCUCAAGUUUAAGGUGAACGUGGUGCAGCCACUUCAAGAAAAUGUUGAUGUGUUCCCUUUUGCCUAAAUCUUUCAUUAAUGCCAUUGUAUUGCUCUAUAUAUAGUACUUGCAUACGUAUUAUAUAUAUUCUCCAGACGAUUUCAUGAUGAUUUUUUAAUGUUGAAUUUGAACAAAGAA